CGUCCUCAUCCAAUCAGAGCAGCUGAAUCAGUCUCUCAGGUGUGAGGAUGAGUUGGCCCGUUUUGACGCAGCCUGAGCCUCUGGUGUUGUCCUCUGAUGACGCUGAAUGGGCUUCUGGGAUCUGUGACUGCUGCAACGACAUGAGAGAGUGCUGCUUUGCGUUCUGGUGCUGUCCCUGUUUCGCCUGUAAAACCUCUAACCAGUACGGUCACCAUCUCUGUCUCCCCCUGCUGGACAUCUGUGGCUGUGGCUGCGUCCAUCCCCUCACCAUGUCCAUGAGAGUCUACGUCCGACAUCGCUACGGCAUUAAAGGCAGUCUGUGCAGAGACUGUUUGUGCUCCUCCUUCUGUCCGCCCUGCGUCUGGUGUCAGAUGUCCAGAGAGAUGAAGAAGAGGAAACUCCCCACCACGCUGGGUGACAUCAUCCACCGCUGAUGACAUCAUCCACCGCUGAUGACAUCAUCACUGUGACUCCUUUUAUUUGCUAUCAGUGUGACAUUAAUUUAAAUCAGUUCAGUAUUGUUUACAUAUUUACCAAACGUCUGUUCAUAUCUAUUAACAUGUAUUGAUUAAUUAUCUAAUUUGCACUGUUAAUUUUUUCUUUAAUAUUUAUCAAACAUGUUUUUUAUACUUUUUUAUUUAUGAAUUUCAUGUAGCCAUUAUGUUUUGUAGUUAUUGUCCCAACAUAUUGUAAUACUUUAAUUAAUUAAUUAAUUAAUUCAUU
Epinephelus lanceolatus (giant grouper) is the source of this 723-nucleotide messenger RNA. Its product is annotated as cornifelin homolog B-like. The record is from RefSeq and is a predicted model, not a curated record. NCBI's taxonomy places the organism in Eukaryota, Metazoa, Chordata, Actinopteri, Perciformes, Serranidae.